AUGAGCAGUCGAACAUUUGAACAAGACAUCGAGCAGCUUCAUUGUGACGACGAGACGGCUGUGCAAUAUUACGACAGUCGGGAUGCUCAAGUCUCUUCUGACUUAUUGGAUGAUCAUGCCCUUCGAAAUAAGUUAGUCGAUGUUUCGUUGAUUCAAAACACGACACAUAAACUUGCGAAUCAGAAUGUUCAAACUGAGAACCCGCCUCCAUUUAUUCUCUUCUCUGCCAUCGGGGCUGCAGAUUUCGCCAGCAAGGAGAAGCCCCUUCGAAUCUCACGAGACACAUUACGUACGCUGAUCGAAUCCUGUGGAUUUCCGCACCAGCUUCCGCAUACCUUUGCGUUCAGCAUACCGCAUAUCUCACACUACGUUCAUUACGAGGAUGGGAGUCCGCAGCCUUUUGCCAUCUCCUUCAUUGUGCGAGUACCCAGAAACAGCGGUGCUGUCACGAUCGUGUCCCGCAUGACACUGCACGAUAAAGCAUGUAUAUGCCUAAUCCUCGCGGCUCAAGACAGGGACGCGUCAGCUCUGAGAGACAAAUGCAUCCAGCACAAAGAUCUAAUUGCGCGGUACCCUUUUUAUCCGAUGAUAUUCCUACUAGAAUAUCGCCUCGGUGGUUUCGGUCGCUGGCUUCGAAGCCUUUGGCACGGGGUAGGUCUUCUGGAGGAAGAAACUGGAAUGACGCCUUGGAUGACUACUAAGGGCAAGAGCUCUGUGGACCUUGCGGGUGAAGAGAACAAGGACUAUGGCCAAACGCUCCAGAAAUUGCACGCCAUCAACGUGGAGCUGACUUUGGCAGAGACCACGAUGAAGUUCGCUACGGAAUUCGUCAAAUUUUGCGGCAUGAUGCUAGACCUAGUUGAAAGAACCAACAAGGAGCUGAAAUUGCCUGGAAUGACUCCCGCUCAUCGACAAACAGUCGAAGGAGAGAUUCGAUACAACGAGAAGCUUUGCCAAUUCUCCAGAGAUAAGUUUCAGGAGCUGCUAAGCCGCGUUGGGUCCCAGAUCAAUGUUACGUUUAGCCUCAUCGCUCGACAAGACAGCAAAACUAGUACAAGCAUUGCCGAGUCCGCAGCGAGAGACAACCAAGCUAUGAAGACUAUAACGAUCAUCACUCUGGUCUUCUUGCCAUCAACGCUCCUCGCAACGAUUUGGUCCAGCGGAAUCUUCGCUAUUGACCUCGACCGAAGCUGGCGCAUAUUUCUCGGCACAUCUAUCGGACUUACUGCCCUCGUCUUUGCCAUCUGGAUGAUGAUACUUCAGAAGAUCAAUGCGCCGUUAAAAGCUGCUCCAAAACUCAGCCCUGUCUAA
Molecule: messenger RNA, 1311 nt
Organism: Mytilinidion resinicola
Lineage: Eukaryota; Fungi; Ascomycota; Dothideomycetes; Mytilinidiales; Mytilinidiaceae
Exons: 6
Coding region: 1-1311 (436 amino acids)
Biological process (GO): metal ion transport; transmembrane transport
Cellular component (GO): membrane
Molecular function (GO): metal ion transmembrane transporter activity
Source: RefSeq, a predicted model, not a curated record